Molecule: messenger RNA, 6337 nt
Organism: Pecten maximus
Lineage: Eukaryota; Metazoa; Mollusca; Bivalvia; Pectinida; Pectinidae
Product: E3 ubiquitin-protein ligase CHIP-like
Exons: 7
Coding region: 70-900 (276 amino acids)
Biological process (GO): protein quality control for misfolded or incompletely synthesized proteins; cellular response to misfolded protein; protein polyubiquitination
Cellular component (GO): cytoplasm; Z disc
Molecular function (GO): protein-folding chaperone binding; ubiquitin protein ligase activity
Source: RefSeq, a predicted model, not a curated record
GUCAAACACAUGCUUGAUUACGAAAGGAGAAAAUGACUGUCAGUGUUUAGUUGACGGAAUGUCCUCACAAUGAGUGCUGUUGAACUAAAAGAUCAAGGAAACAAAUAUUUCGCUUCCCGAAAUUACGACAGUGCCGCAUCAUGUUAUACAAAAGCUAUCAUUAAAAGCCCAAACACACCCACAUUUUAUACAAACAGAUCAUUAUGUUACUUAAAACUAAAGAACUGGGAGGCAGCUAUCCAAGAUUGCAGGAAGGCACUGGACCUAGACAGGGCGUCGGUAAAAGGACAUUUCUUCCUAGGUCAGGCUCUGGUGGAGAUGGGGCUUUAUGAUGAAGCCACAACAAGUCUUAACAGAGCACAUGACCUUGCGAAAGAACAGAAAUUGAACUUUGGAGAUGAAAUCACUGGUGCCUUACGGAUGGCCAAAAGAAAACGAUGGAAUGUUAUAGAAAAUAAACGCAUACAGGAAGAAAUUGAACUUCAGACAUAUCUAAAUCGCCUUGUAAAGGAAGAAGCAGAAAGACAGAGGGACGCAAUACUAAAUAAUACAGGAGAAGAAAAUGUAGAGGAGAGAUUGGGCAGUGUGGAUGAUGAACAUGAAAAGAGACUUAAAGAGGUUAACGAUUUAUUUGCACAGCUAGAUGUACGGAGAAAGACGAGAGACGUCCCUGAUUACCUCUGUGGUAAAAUCAGUUUUGAGCUGAUGAGAGAACCUGUGAUAACACCUAGUGGAAUAACCUACGACAAAAAAGAUAUUGUGGAGCAUUUACAGAGAGUCGGCCAUUUCGAUCCAGUCACCAGAGCAGACUUGAAACAGGAGCAACUGAUUCCUAACCUGGCUAUGAAGGAAGUCAUGGACAUUUAUCUGGAGGAAAACCCUUGGGCUGAAGAUUUCUAAACACUAGUCUCUCUCUUACAGUGAUAUAAUGUUUAAUAAUCAAAAUAAUAGAACUCUGGUCCCAGGCUCAUGAAACAAUCCUAUAAAAUAACAAGAUGUCUUGAGUUUUUACUUGGCCAAUCACAGGAAAGGUCAUGAACCUUGUCAAAUGUGAUUUGUUAAUUAAAAAUAAAUUGAAAAUUUAAUUAAAAAAUUGUUUCAUGAUCCCGGAGCGAGGUCUGCUGAUAUGAGGGUAGGGUUAUCACUGGAGUUGACAGGGUAACAUAUUUAAUAAUCUGAUUAGAUUAUCCAAAAGUGAAAAAAAAAGCUUUUUCUAAAUUCAUUUAACAGUAAGUUGCUUUUAUAUGAUAACCAACCACCUUCUUAAAAAGAGUCAUGUUAAAAAAAAAUCAGAUUGUGAGAUAACUUUUAAAAAAGACUGUUUUAUACUCCAAAACACUUGCUGGACAGUAAGGCAACCCGAUUUAACGGUGGUGGUUGCAGGGUUAUGGAGUUUGAUUUUUAAUAUUCAGAAAUGUAACAGAUGGUUUACGUUUCAUAUAAAGUGAAUAAGAAAUAAAAAAACAAAGCAGAAGUCUUUCUUUCAUAUUGACAUUAUCAAAAUUAUUCAUCAAUAUUGUAAUUUACUUUGAUCUGUCAAAGCUUUAAAUGACUUGGGAGGUUUAUAUUUGUCUCCAGGAGGGUCAAUUAUACAUUUGUCUCGGAGCGCUUGUCUGUGACAGAAUUUCAACAAUUGAAAAUCAGAUACCUUGUAACUUAGUCUUCCUGAAUGUACAACUGUUCUAUCAUACAAUCAAAGGAUUUUUAUUUAUCUUGACCCCCAUAAAUAUUUUUAUUUUUCACAAUAGCCAUGAUUUCAUGUGUACAAAGUGUAAUCGUCAAAGUGCCGAAAGUAUACACACUGCUUAAACCAAAAAUAUAUAAAAUGGCAUCUAUGGUAGAUAUAUCUAAUUAACACCAACAAAGGAAAAAUCUUAACAACGGUGUCCUGAAAGUGAUUUCUUUUAAGGCGAAAGUUAUGUACAAAAGAGGUCUGGAGCACAAAAGAAUUUCUUCGGUUGUAUUUAUUAUUCACUUCGAACUUAAAUGAUAAAAAGAGAAACUUGAGCUUUUUGAGGAGGAUAACGGCAUAAAGUAUAAACAAUGGGUAUUGUUUGGAAAUGUACAACAGCCUAUUCUUGUUUUCCACCGAGAUGUAGCAUAUUUAAGGGAGGGUGUGUUCCCAAAUGUUCAGCAGUAUAUUAUGGCUGGCCUGUCCCAAUAUUAAGUUUUACAUAUGAUUUAGAGGGGACACAGAAAAAACAGAUUAUCUUGCAGCGUAAUUAAGUUAUAUCGUUAUUUUUUGAAAAUUUCAAAACAUUGGUAUUUUCCCUUCUAAUUCCUGUAGGCUUAAACCAUUACAGUGACAGAUGAUUAUCAGUAACCAUUGUAUUUAGACAUUUUUCGGAGAUGUAAGUCAUACUGCUGUUGAAAAAUGGCACCAGAAUAAUUUAAAGUACCAAUAUGCUCAAUUUGACCUUUAGAGGUUGUGUUUAAAUUCAUGACAUCAUUUUAAUGAGCUGUUAGAUCUAGAGUCACUUUGGGUAUGAUGGCUGAACAAAUACCUUCCAGACUGCAUAAUACAUAUGAAAAUGAGAAUUGUUUUGGAUUGUAUACAGUAUAUCACUUAAAUUUUUGAUGUAGAUUAGAUGAACUGAUAUUUGUGAAAUCAAUUAAGAAUUUUAAUUAUAAGCUGUGUAUAUUUGGCUAUCAGAAAGGCAUUCAAGUUGGCAAGGUUAGUGUUUUCUGAAGGCAUUUUGAUCAAAUGUAUGCUCAGAGUAAUACAGUAGUCUUCAGGAAUGCCUUAAAACCAAAACAAAAAACAAAAAAUCAAAAAGUUUGGAUUCAAAUGGGCCAUAGGCAGAUUUUCAUUCAAUUUGUUUGUCUGAAAAAAUCUUUAUCCUGCAGAAUGUGUUAAUUAUUUGAAAGUUUCAAAUUGAUAGAUCUAGGCUAUAAAUGAAUUGGGGUCUUAUGUUUUUUUAUAUAUAUAAUUUUGGUCACUCCUUUUCCAAAGAUAUACAUGAUAAUGUAAGUCAGUGAUUUUUCCGCUGGUCAUUUGACAUGCUGGACAGACCAGAUCUAGGUGAAUGAAAUCAGCUGGAUGAUCAGCUGAAAGGUGACAAACUCUUAUAGAAAAACUUGUAUUGAAAAUUGUUUUAGAGCAGUUGAGAUAAACAAUUUGUUAUUUUAGAUUGAAAGUUUUGAAGAGAGAAUUCUUGUUGGUUUGAAAGUUUGGUAUGUAUCAUUUUACUUAAGUUGGAAGGUUAUUUUAUUAUUAUUAUUAAAAUAAACUGUAGAUUUGAGAAAAGUUUGAAUGAAUAAUGUAAGGAUGAAGUUAAGGAGGACUGAUUUUAAUAAAUCUUGCAAAAAGCCUGAAAUUUGAGGACGUUCGUGAAAAUGGGAUCAGUUUUGAAUGCAUGUUGAUGGAUUUGAGGAGAAGAAAGUGAAGAGUUUGGAAUCUUUGUACAAUAUGGUCAAUAGGCAUGUUUAUGUAAAUUAUUGAGAAAUAUAGAAUUGUUGCCAGAAACAAUGGAUUAUGAUUCAUUAACAUAAUUCAUGUGUUGUGUGUGUAAAUUGUGAUGGUGAGGGGUGCUUUUCGUUGUUGUGUAACGAUAUAUAUAUAUUUUUUUUUUCAAAUUGGACAUAAACUCAUAGUAUUGUUUUUAAACAUGAUUGAUUCAAAGAAUCAUUAAGGGUUGUUUCAGUGAAAUAUAUAUCCAACGGGAGGACAGAAUUCUAUGCAUGGUGCGUGCUGGAGAAAUCACUACUUAUGAUAAGGAAUUGUUUGUCUAAUGAAUAAAAUCACGUCUCUGAGUGGUCCCUGUUUGACAAACAUGAAGUUCUUCCAUUGGUUAUUUAAUUGUUUUCGAACAAACCGGAGGUUUAUCGUAUAUAUAGAUAUUAUACUGGAAUAACUCUUACUGUCUGUGAAUGUUUUUGUGUAUAAAGAGUUUUAUUGUCGAUACAAGAAACAGAAUAUGUGACGUCCCAGUUCAGUUUGUCUGAUGGCAUAUUCUUUGUUCUACGUGUGUGUGUAAAACUUAUAGUUGAAUAUACAUGUAUGUUGAUUAAUAUCAUGUUAUGAAACUCAGUAUAUACCAUUUAGAACACACAACAUAGCAUGUACAUGUGUAUAGUAAAAAAAAACUCAAAAAAAACAUCAUAAAUGUUAAGAUUACAAUACAUGUAUAUGCAUUUCGAAACUAUACAGAGUGUAAGAAUUUUUUUACCAUAUGAUUUAAUCAGUACUUAUUUUAAAAACUGUUUUAGUUAAUCUAAUGCCAUAUUAUUAUUUUGAAUGUUGUUUUCAUUUUGUUUUACUUUUCAAUGAAUGUACAUGUAUUGAAUCCCAGAUGUUGGAUGGGUUUUCCUUUUUUAAAAGUAAGAUUUAGUACUGCAUAUAAAUACUUUAAUAUUUUCUCUUCAAUUUUCACAAAAUAUAUAAAUGAAAUCUAAAAAUAUAGACCAUGGGUAAUUUGCAUAACCAAGGCUAAAAUUGGAACUAAUGGCAACCACAAAAUCAUAUUUGAAUACAGCAUGAAAAAUCAGUUCAUGUUGAAUCUAGAAAUAAGGAGAGGGUAAAAAUGUGAUCAUUGCUGUUCUGGUCUUUCAUACGCCCGUCAAAUCUGACGGGAGUAUUUAAGUUCAGGUAUGGCAUCUUCUGUUCAGUGUAAACUUUCAUUUGUCCAGAGAUCACCUUCAUUUUGCAACUAGAAAUUUAGUAGGCUGUAUAACCAUUUUUCAAUUGAUUAAAUUAUAUAAUCAAAAACCUUGUUUUCUACCGCACUCAUCACCUACAAAUAAUUUUUUUUCCUUUUCUCUUAGAUAUCAUAUCUCUCCCACAUUAGACUGCCAAACCCUUUAUAAUGCCAAAUAUUUCACUAGACAAAUGAUGGCAUUGUAUCUGAAUGAGUAACUGAUCAGAUAUACUGGUGAGUAUAUAAUGUACUAGUAAGAAAAGUUUCAUGUAAGUAAAAACUGGAGGAUGGAUAUUUUUUUCUUAUAAAAUGUGUAUGCACCCUGGUCAUUUGUCAAAUUACUUUUUAGCUAUUUAAUUUAAUUCUUUAUUAAUCGUAAACUGAUACAGUUCAUGGAUAUAACAUUUGCAUACAUUAAAUUACAAUAAAUAUGUCCAGGGUCAAUCAUACAAAAUCUAAUUUUCUGCUAAAUAAUUUCCUCGUAAUAUGUUUGUAUGAUGAACAAAUUUUCCUAAAUUACACAAUUCUUUUGUAUUACAAGAUGAUAGAAAUAUAACUAAUUUGAAGACGGAGGGAUUUACAUACAUGUAUUUAAAGAUAGGGCUCAAUAUAUUUGAUUCUCAGCUCACAUUACAAGGGGCAUUUAAAAAUGAGGUGAUAUUCAUCCUCGAUGUCUGAGUAAGACAAACAGGGCAGGUUCUAAGAUACCUAGGUACGUUUCUAUGUCUACCUGACUCGAUAAGGAGACAAUGGGAAGGUAAACGUAAUCUAACAAUACCUUUUUUUCUAUAAUUAGCAGGAAUUAGUUUUAAAAGAUAUGUUUGCAACGUUAAAUGAUCUACAACAUGCCUGUAUAAAACACAUUUCGGCGAUGACACACAAAAAAAAUGUCAAAUUCUUGUUUGAAAUUGUCUAACAAUCGUUGUUUUACUGUAGCUAUGAAAUAACUUAUAUUUGUAACGUGUUGGGAAACCCACAUGUUCAUCAUACCUAGUGAGCACAGCUCGUGUUUUACUUUGGCAACCCAGUUUUUACAAUUUGGGUUCACCUCACAAUAGUUGUACAUAUAUUCGUAACAUGCAUUUAAUAUACAAUUUUUGGUAGAAGUUAAUUUACCCCAGUAUUUGAGUAUUCAAUUUACGAGAGAGGACCAUUUAAAACCUUCCCAAUUCAAAGUAUACCAUAGCAUUUGGUGUCAAACUCCAAAGAAUAUUUUUACAAAAAUCUAAAUGUAGCUAAGACCUGCCUCAAUUUUGUGUUCAUCUCUCUUCAUAUUAAUGCAGUUGAAUGCAAACUGUUUAUAAUCUGGGGAUUAUCAGUAAUAAUCUGAGUAUGGGAUUAUCAGUGAUAAUCUGAGGAUGGGAUUAUCAGUGAUAAUCUGGGGAUGGGAUUAUCAGUGAUAAUCUGAGGAUGGGAUUAUCAGUGAUAAUCUGAGGAUGGGAUUAUCAGUGAUAAUCUGAGGAUGGGAUUAUCAGUGAUAAUCUGAGGAUGGGAUUAUCAGUGAUAAUUUGGGGAUUAUCAGUACAAACAAGGUACAUACUAUGCUAACUUAUUUGUUGUUACCAUAUUUGUAGAAUAAUGAAGCAUUCUAUUUCUCAAAUUUUAUGUCUUGAGUAGCCAUGUUUGUCUGCAAGUUUUAAUAUGUUGUAUGGAAGAAGUGUUAUUUUUUGACUGGUAAAAUAAAAUGCUAUAUUACACAA